AAUCUAAGCACAAGUUUGGGUUAAGCAGUUUUGUCGGAAUAAUAUGGAAGUGCAGAUAAAAUACGGUGGAAGUAUUUCAUUGAAGCAUUUUGCACAGUUUUCUUUUCAGAAACAGCGGUGUGGAACGUCUAUUCAAGUGUCACUCAAGGAAUAUCAAGCAUAAGGUGGGCGGGUGUGUUCUCAUUCCUCGAUGAUGUUUACAUGCAGUAUGGAGACUAGGACGAAGUUGUACGCGGGGACCCUCCCCGUCCUUCUGGCCCUGGUUUUGGGGUACUUCAGGCCCGAUCUGACUCAGGUUCUCCCUGGCAUCCACAGUAUCUGGAGCGAUGGAGACGCCGGAGAUGCGACCCAGACGCCACCGAAGGGUCACAUGCAGAAGUUUGGACUUCACGUGGACAAGGAAAAGGAGCUGAUCGUGAUGGACCAUUUCCCGAGUCCAGAGGAUUUUUACAGAGACCACAUGCGGCAGUCAGUCCCCCUCGUGGUCCGAGGGUCGCUGAAACACUGGCCGGCCUUGGAGAAAUGGAAGAAUGAAGAUUAUUUACGAGAGAAAUUUGGUAACAGAGAGUUCACAGUGAUGUUCAAAAAAUCAAACGACCACAGGCACAAGUCACAUAUGACAAUGAGCAUGACAGAUUUUUUGAAUCGGUACCGCGAUGAACAUAUCUACAUGGACGCCACACUUUCCCCAGAGAUGACGGAAGAUCUGACUAUCCCAAGAUUCCUUGGUUGCGACGCCAUCAUGAAAAUGAUGAAGCAGUUUGCACUAUUCUUCAACGCCGGAUGGUCCAGUACCUACAUCCACGUGGACGCCACAGAGACGCUGUUUGCGCAAAUCACGGGACAACGACAAUGGAUUCUGAUUCCGCCAACCCACGGGAAAUACCUGCAUACGGACGAUUUUAACUAUCACGCAGGGAUCUCUCCAGUCGAACCGGACGCCGUCGACCUCAUCAAAUUCCCAAAUAUUUCUAAAGUCGACAUCUACAAUAUCACGCUGUAUGAGGGGGAUAUUAUCUACGUUCCUGAGGGGUGGUACCACCAAGUUCGCACCAUGGGCGGUCCACCUAACAUGGCGAUGGCUAUUUUUGUCAAUUAUCUACUUUGUUCGGAGGGAGGAGACACGUCAGAUGUAGCAGAGGCGGCGACAACGGCGUGCAUCGCACGGAGGGAGGCUACGCCCAAAGAAAUCACUUGUAAGGAACGCAUGGAAGAUAUGCCAAUGCACGAAUUUAUCGCCCAAUACAGUUAUAUCAACCCAGACGCGAUUGAUGUGGCGUUAGAAUUCGAAUCCCCAGACGGAAAAUUGAGGACGUACAACAGCACACUCAAGAGCGGAUUUGAAAUGCCUUUGUUGGGGUUUGGCGUGAGGGGUCAACCGACUGAAAAGGCGAAAAUAUCCACCGCGCAUGCGUUGCGACUGCAAUACAGUCUCUUCGACACGGACCCAGAUGAUGAAUCCGAGGAGAUUCUAGGGACUAUUUUAGCUUCCACUCCAGAUGUCAAGCGAGAGGAUGUUUUUAUCGUCGUGAAGGUCCAUCCUAGAAAUUUAGGAAGGGAAAAAACUAUUGUUUCUGUUAAAAGAUCUCUAACAAGACUGAAAACUGACUACAUUGAUUUGGUACUGAUUAAAGCGCCCUCUUGUGAUGGUAUGAAAUUCAAGUGCGAAGCAGACGAUAACCGUGGCACUUGGAAAGAAUCUUGGGAAGCUUUGGAGGAACUGAACGAAGGCGGUAAAAUUCGGUCCCUAGGCGUGAGCAACUUUAAGAUGUCUCAGCUUCGAAAACUGAUUGGUUUUGCUAAAUUCCCCCUGUCCGUUGUACAAAGUAACUUCAACUUGUACAACAGGAAAACUAAACUGCGUCAGUUCUGCAAAGACAACGGCAUCGCGUUUAUGGCGCAUGGAUUGAUGGGAGUUUUGGAGACUGAGAACGGCACACGCGAAAGCCCUCUACUGUCCCACCCUAAGGUGGACCUUGCAGCUAGAAAAUACCGCACAACCCCUGGAACAAUGCUGAUACGAUGGGCCUUAAGCCAGAAUGUGACGGUCACUCCACCGUCGACCAAUCUGGAUCACAUUGCAUUUAACAGACACGCAAUAGUCUUAGAUAUAGCAGAUUCGCCCUGGGCUAUUGAUAUGCUUACUAAAAACUUCCCUCAUGUUGAUUAAGCAGAGGUGGUUGCGUCAUUGCACAGAGAUGAGCUUAUGGCACAGGUCAUUUGGCGGUCCCGGAUAACCAUAUUUCUGUGGUAUUUAUUCUCAUUCUAGAGGGACGUGCUCAAUACGCCAUCGCACAAACGUAUAUUUGCAGCUACUUUUCAAAUUAUAGAGCUUUCGGCAUUCAUAAUUUUAAUAUAUAAUUUGGACUUGAUAAAAAAAAGUCGAACUUUAAGCAUACUUUUCAGAUGAGAUUGAUAAGAGCUUCCUUGCAAAAUGGAACAUGUUCCAACUGCCCUUAAAGUUAACGAAAGAAAAAAACGGUUCGUACGAAAAAUAAACACGCUAUUCAAACAAAAUGCAUAUAAAAAGAAACAUUAGCAACUUAGCUUGAAAAGUUUUUAUUGUUUCAUUCGCGUUGCACAUACACGCAUUUUUAAAUUUUGCUUUAAAAGGGUUCUUUGCUGGAUUUUUUAAAUGCCGUAAUCUGAAAGGUCAUUAAUCGGAAAUUUCCUUAAUCUGUGGUCCAAAUGAUUAACGCAUUUCAUUCAUGUAUUUCUAUUUUCAAUAAACAGAUAAG
Molecule: messenger RNA, 2738 nt
Organism: Lingula anatina
Lineage: Eukaryota; Metazoa; Brachiopoda; Lingulata; Lingulida; Lingulidae
Source: RefSeq, a predicted model, not a curated record